AUGCCCGACUAUGACAGUUACCAGACCCCGCUGGGUAUGAGAUACGCCAGCCGGGAGAUGCUCACACUGUUCUCCCCUCGAAGCCGCAACAACACCUGGCGGAAACUCUGGAUCCAUCUCGCUGAGGCCGAACACGAACUUGGCCUGCCCCAAGUUACCCAGGAAAAGAUUGAUGAGCUGAAGGCCCACGCCCAUGUAACAGACGAGGCCUUUGAGGUGAUCAAGGCUGAGGAGAAGAUCCGUCGCCAUGAUGUCAUGGCUGCGGUCCACGCAUACGGAAAGGAAGCUCCAGGAGCGGCCGGUAUCAUCCAUCUGGGUGCCACAUCGUGCUAUGUGACUGACAACGCAGAGCUCAUCUUCAUCAAGAAGGGUCUUGAGCUGCUUCUGCCCAAGUUGGCCAAGGUCAUCAGCAAUCUCCAAAAGUUCGCCCUCAAGUAUAAGGACCUCCCGACUCUCGGCUACACUCACCUUCAGCCAGCUCAGCUCAUCACAGUGGGCAAGCGGGUGUGCCAAUGGAUCCAAGAGCUAGUCAUGGAUCUGGAGGAUAUAGAGCACGUUCUCUCAGCCCUCAAGUUGCGCGGUAUCCAAGGAACGACGGGAACCAAAGCAUCCUUCAUGGAGCUCUUCCAGGGAGAUGAGGUGAAAGUCAACAAGCUCAAUGAAAUACUUUGCAAGAAGCUCGGCUUCCAGGGUGUCUAUGACAUCUCGACGCAGACUUACACCAGGAAGGUCGACCUGCGUGUCGCAAACGCACUUUCUGCUUUUGGCGCCACGGCCGAGCGCAUCAGCCUGGACAUCAGGCAUCUGGCCAACUGGAAGGAGAUUGAGGAGCCUUUCGAGGCGGGCCAGAUCGGAUCAUCAGCAAUGGCGUACAAGAGGAACCCAAUGCGCAGCGAACGCAUCACCAGUCUCGGGCGCAAACUUUCCACGCUAUCUGUCAACUUCACCAAGACUUUCGAGGUGCAGAUGAUGGAGCGCACACUGGACGACUCAGCCAUCCGUCGCAUUGACAUUCCCGAGAUGUUCCUCCUCGCCGACGCUAUUCUGAUCUCGCUCGACAACGUGACCGACGGCCUGGUUGUCUACCCUGCCACUGUCCGCAGCCGUGUUAUGCAGGAGCUUCCAUUCAUGGCAACCGAGAACAUCAUCAUGAAGAUGGUUGCACAAGGCGCAUCGCGACAGGAAUGCCACGAAGAGAUCAGGGUCUUGUCUCAUCAAGCGUCGCACGCGGUCAAGAUGGAGGGCAAGAGCAACGAUCUGCUGGAGAGGAUCAAGAACACCGAGUAUUUCAAGCCUGUGCAUGCCGAGCUUGAUGCCAUGCUCGACCCUGCACUUUUCACUGGCUGCUCGCAAUCUAUUGUCGAGCGGUAUUGUGGUCCUGACGGAACUGUGGAGAAGGCGUUGGCACCCUACAAAGAACAUAUAGCAUCUGCAGCCACUGCGGAGCUUUCUGUAUAG
This is a messenger RNA of Pyricularia pennisetigena, 1458 nucleotides long. RefSeq lists its product as uncharacterized. The transcript is spliced from 2 exons. Gene Ontology annotation, molecular function: N6-(1,2-dicarboxyethyl)AMP AMP-lyase (fumarate-forming) activity; (S)-2-(5-amino-1-(5-phospho-D-ribosyl)imidazole-4-carboxamido) succinate lyase (fumarate-forming) activity. Gene Ontology annotation, biological process: 'de novo' AMP biosynthetic process. The record is from RefSeq and is a predicted model, not a curated record. Gene Ontology annotation, cellular component: cytosol. Lineage: Eukaryota; Fungi; Ascomycota; Sordariomycetes; Magnaporthales; Pyriculariaceae. The coding region runs from base 1 to 1458 and encodes 485 amino acids.